AGGCACGUUGGCUGAGAGGCACCUGCCAAUAACCCUUUAGCAGAUCCAACUUCGUAACAUGCUUGGCUAAACCAACUCGAUCGACACAGUCUUCCAUUCUGGUAAGUGGGAAAGAUUUAGGUUUCGUUACAUUUUUGACUUUGCGAUAAUCUGCUUAGAAUCGAAAGGUGUUAUCAGGUUUUGGCACAAGGAGGCAGGGGGAGCUCCAUGGACUCUGACUAGGUUCAGCCAACCCGUGACACAGCAUAUACUCAACCUCAGUCUGCAUGAUUUCACGUUUUCCUGGAUUCACUCUGUAAGGACGCUGCUUUAUGGGGGCAGCAUCUCCAACAUCAAUGUUAUGUACACAUACUGUAGUUCUACCUGGCACAUCACUAAACAGGGACGGAAAAGCAUGCAGCAAGCUGGUUAGUGUUUCAGACCGUUCACUGGACAGAUGACAAAGAAAACUCUGAAGAUCCUGCAAUAUAGUAGAUUUCUUCAACCGAGUGGAAGAAACUGGGACAUCUUUUCUCCUCAAUCCAUCCUCCUCCAAGGAGUAGUUUGAUACUACACCAGCAGUGGCUGUAGAGGAAACUGAUGGGGGGACACUCUUGUCUUGAGCCAUUCCAGCGUGAUCCCUUUCUACAUAGGCCUUAAGCCUGUUUACAUGACACACACGGCUCUUGCAUUUUCGGUCAGGAGUAGCAACAAGAAAGUUGGUCUCGUUUCACUUUCUUUCGACCAGAUAGGGACCAGCAAAUUUUGAAUGUAAUAUAGAACCAGGAGUUGGAAGGAGGACCAGGACAGGAUCACCAGGAUGAAAAUCUCUUUUCAGAGUUUUUGUCAAAUUGACGCUUCAUCUUGGACUGAGCAGCAGACAAAGUGAAAUUUUGCAAGACUUUGAGCCUUAUGCAGCUAAUGUGUGUACAUACUUCAUACACCACCAGGACAGUUUUACUCAUGAGCAGUACAGGUACAUAAACAUUUUCAGACAUGGAUGAGUGGAUUCAGUGUGGAUGAGCAACUUUUAAGAGCGUUUUUAAAUGAAAACACUGUUCUCAAACCUAUUCAAACGUCUAUGUAGACGUAGCCUCGUGUUGCUUUUAAACACCUGUGGAUAAGACUCAUACGUAGCCUACACAAUUUUUGAGUGAGUUUACUUUAUACACACUUUAUAGACACUUUAAACCAGGUGUUCCCAGUCACGUACCAUAGAGCUCCCCAGUGUUGCACAUUUUUUGGUUCAUUGGUUCUGCUUUAAACCAUUGUUAGACAUGGAAACACUUGUGUAAACAGUGAUUAAAAAAAAGUUCCCUGAAGAAAUGUCCAAACUGUAUGUAAAAUAUUAAGUGCUUUAUCAAAGACAUAUUGAUAAAGCUAGGCCUGUUGAAGACAAGUAGUUUAUCUUACUUUUUUGCAUGAUACAAGGGCUGAUAAAAGAGCAGAAUAAAUGUGAUACAUGUGCUACUCCAGCUCACAACUCUUACACCAGAGCAGACUUUACACAUCAUCUCUGAGGAGCUCAGUUCACUGUAUCUUCUCUUGAGUCUACGACAGUCAUCAUGGUUUUCACUGUGCGUUUGAGGUUCGUUCUCGGGAUUAUUCUGCUUUCUUGUAUUCAAAGUGUGGUGAAUGAAAAUGUGGACAUUAACACCCUUUCCAGGAUUCAAAAAUUCUUUCAUUACAAUUUUGAAAAUGGCCAAUAUGCAGUAGCCAUCAAUGUCCCAAAGGUGCAGUGUCAAAGCGGUUUUUACCCAUCUGGAAAAGAAAGCACCUUUCUGCUGAAGGACAUGUCAGAAAAAGUUAAACCUUACAUAAAACCUGACAGCAAGGAUGUCUAUCAAGGCACUGAACUCAUCGCUGCAGGACAUCAUACAGACGCACAUUCAGAGUAUUUACUGAUGAAUCCUUCAAAGAGUUCUCCUUUGACAAACUUAUUGAAUAAAAAAAAAGAUGGAUGUGUGGUUUUCUACACCUUAAUAUCUCCCUGUAUAGACAGAUGUCUUAAUAAUAAUGACCAUGAUAAUAUUUUACCAGGUCUUGAUGAAUUAAACAAAUACAAGGGAAUUAAAGCCUUUGCUUAUACACAUAUCUAUAAAAAAGACCAAAAGAAUAAAAAUCUGCAUGAUAAACUAAAGAAGAUUGCUGAUCUUGUGCCACUUUACCGCUGUAACGAGGGGGGUUGUAUCCUUUGUGGAGGACCAGGUUCUAAAGAACUGCAGAAAAAAUGUAUAGAAAAUGAUGUUUGAUUUGCUCAAUCAUGCUGAGUUCCUGUUUGACACAAAUGCUUUAGACCUGAUGUGCUAGUUAGCUGCUGAGUCUUUUGAAGAUAUGCUUCAAUGCUCAAACUGAGGCUUUUGCUUUUAGAAUUCUUACAAAUGAGUAAAUUCUAACAGGGGAGAGUAAAUGAUCAUUCGAUUAAAGAAAUUGCUGUUUUAUGAGUGAAUCAUAAAUAGGAACUUGGAGAAUCCUAAUCCUUGAUAAAGAAAAAACUACCAUUGAAUUAAUGAUUUUGUUUUUAGAAACAGCUGCCAUUGUGACCUCAUGGGUUUACUGCUGUGUGGACCACAAUGUUUUACAAUAGUUUUUUUUAUUAAAAUGCUCAUUUGUUUAUGCUUGGGUAACAAUAUUUGUAGUGGUUCCUUAAAUACUGCUUGGGGAAAUAAAUACAUUUCUACGCAAUGUAUUAUCUGUUUUAUUUAUAUGCAAUGCUUA
This is a messenger RNA of Labeo rohita (rohu), 2697 nucleotides long. RefSeq lists its product as uncharacterized. The coding region runs from base 1545 to 2231 and encodes 228 amino acids. The record is from RefSeq and is a predicted model, not a curated record. NCBI's taxonomy places the organism in Eukaryota, Metazoa, Chordata, Actinopteri, Cypriniformes, Cyprinidae. The transcript has 3 exons.